Messenger RNA from Fusarium verticillioides 7600, 994 nucleotides. RefSeq lists its product as hypothetical. The transcript is spliced from 5 exons. The record is from RefSeq and is a predicted model, not a curated record. Gene Ontology annotation, cellular component: nucleus; CHRAC. Gene Ontology annotation, molecular function: protein heterodimerization activity. The coding region runs from base 310 to 843 and encodes 177 amino acids. NCBI's taxonomy places the organism in Eukaryota, Fungi, Ascomycota, Sordariomycetes, Hypocreales, Nectriaceae.
UAUCAUUCUUCGUUCACUGUAUCUUGACUUCACAAGAACAGUAAUUGCACAUUCAACUCGACUUAUCGGCCAUUGAUAGCGAUACAAAACGUUUGCUAUCCUCUUGCAUAAACAUAUUCCUCAUAUUCCCUUCUUUCUCGACUCCCAACUCUCAAACGAAUCGCAACCCCUGAUUCGAUUCUUUGGAAAAUCCGCUUGUAGUCAAGGCCAUCCACCUCACGCAUUGAUACAUCUGUUUGGCUCUUCUAACUCACCCAGACCUACUUAAUCCUUUCACAUUUUCCAGCAAUUUCUGUCUCGACUACCGCCAUGCCUUAUAACACCACUGCUAUUCCUCCUCGAAAGGAGCCUACAGGCCAGAAUCAGCUCCCACUCUCUAGAGUUAAAAAGAUCAUCGCACAAGACCCAGAUAUCGGUCUGUGCUCUAACAAUGCAGCUUUCGUGAUAACUCUCGCUGCCGAAAUGUUUGUUCAGCAUCUUGCAGAAGAGUCACAUACCCAAGCCAAGCUAGACCGCAAACCUCGUCGAAACAUCCAGUACAAGGAUGUUGCAAGCGCUGUUGCACACCAUGACAACCUCGAGUUUCUUGAAGACGUGGUACCAAAGACUGUUCCCUACAAGAACAUCAAGGCCAAGGCCAAGGCCACGCAGGCACGUCUCCAAGGUGACAAUACCAACCAGAAGCUUGAGUUUCCUCUGGCAAACGGCGUUGGCAAGCCUCUUGUGAACGGCAACUCCGUGGAUCAUCAUGAUAGGCAAGAUGACCCGAACUCGCAGCUUGAGUUGGAGUUCAGACAGGCUUCUGGUGCGAACCGAGAUGGGGAUGUAGCAAUGACUGGUUAGUUAUAGUAUUGCUCACUUGCUCAUGGUAAAAAGAGGCGUUGGCAGGGCUGGCCUCAGUCCGCUAAAUUAAAAAAAAAAAAAAAACGAGGACAAAAGCGGUCUAUCAUCAUCAUGUAUAUCACAAAACAAAUGACAAUCUUGAUAAUUGGCA